This is a messenger RNA of Trichechus manatus latirostris (Florida manatee), 5202 nucleotides long. It is a transcript of the gene ATG16L2, whose product is annotated as autophagy related 16 like 2. Gene Ontology annotation, molecular function: protein binding. The transcript has 17 exons. Bases 1 to 1686 code for a protein of 561 amino acids. NCBI's taxonomy places the organism in Eukaryota, Metazoa, Chordata, Mammalia, Sirenia, Trichechidae. Gene Ontology annotation, biological process: negative stranded viral RNA replication; autophagosome assembly. Gene Ontology annotation, cellular component: autophagosome membrane. The record is from RefSeq and is a predicted model, not a curated record.
AUGGCAGGGCCGCGCACCCCGACCGUCCCGGAUGUCCCCGUCGCCCCCUGGAAACGCCACAUUGUGCUGCAGCUGCGGCAGCGGGAUCGCACGCAAAAGGCCCUCUUCCUGGACCUGAUGCCAGCCUAUAACCGUCUCCUGGAGAAGGCUGAGCUGCUGGCCCAGUUCUCAGAGAAGCUUCAACCGGAGCCCAGCGAUGUCACUCCCACCACCCACCAGGGUCCCUGGGAGGAGGAGUCGGGGCCUGACUCAGGCCAAGUCCCAUCACCAGCCAAUCUGAGAGUGAAGUGGCAGGAGGAGGAGGAGGGGCUCCGGCUGGUCUGUGGUGAGAUGGCCUACCAGGUGGUGGAGAAGAGCGCAGCCCUGGGCACCUUGGAAUUGGAGCUGGAGGAGCGGCAAGGCAGGCUGGCAGCGCUGGAGGCCAGCGCAGCACAGUUGAAGGAGGCGCGGGCAGGGCUGACAGAGCAAGUGGAAGCAUGGCAGGCGCUGAACGCGGCGCAGCGCGCGACCUACGAUAAGCUGCGCGAGCACGCCGGGCUCCAGGAGGUGGCACUGCGCAGGCUUGAGGAGGAGGCGCGCGACCUGCUGGAGAAGCUCGUGCAGCGCAAAGCGCGCGCCGCCGCCGAGCGCAACCUCCGCAACGAGCGCCGGGAGAGGGCCAAGCAGGCGCGGGUCUCGCAGGAGCUGAAGAAGGCUGCUAAGCGGACUGUGAGCAUCAGCGAGAACCCAGACGUCCUCUGCGAUGGGGUCAGGGAGGGGGCGGAAACUGUGGCCCUGGCAACUCCGCCAGAGUCCCUGGAGAGUGAGGCUUGUGAGAAGUGGAAGAGGCCCUUCAGGUCUGCCUCCGCCACCUCCCUGACGCUGUCCCGCUGUGUGGAUGUGGUGAAAGGUCUUCUGGAUUUCAAGAAAAGGAGAGGUCAUUCAAUUGGGGGAGCCCCUGAGCAGCGAUACCAGAGCAUCCCGGUGUGCGUGGCUGCCCGACUUCCUACCCGGGCUCAGGAUGUGCUGGAUGCCCACCUCUCUGAGGUCAAUGCUGUUCGUUUUGGCCCCAAUAGCAGCCUCCUGGCUACUGGAGGGGCUGACCGCCUUAUCCGCCUCUGGAAUGUCGUGGGAGGUCGCCUGGAGGCCAACCAGACCCUCGAAGGAGCUGGUGGCAGCAUUACCAGUGUGGACUUUGACCCCUCGGGCUCCCAGGUAUUGGCAGCCACUUACAACCAGGCUGCCCAGCUCUGGAAGGUGGGGGAAGCACAGUCUAAGGAGACGCUAUCUGGACACACGGACAAGGUGACAGCUGCCAAAUUCAAGCUAACAAGGCACCAGGCGGUGACGGGGAGCCGAGACCGAACAGUGAAGGAGUGGGACCUUGGCCGCGCCUACUGUUCCAGGACCAUCAACGUCCUUUCCUACUGUAAUGACGUGGUGUGUGGGGAUCAUGUCAUCAUUAGUGGCCACAAUGACCAGAAGAUCCGAUUCUGGGACAGCAGGGGGCCCCGUUGUACCCAGGUCAUCCCUGUGCAGGGCCGGGUCACCUCCCUGAGCCUCAGCCAUGACCAGCUGCAUCUGCUCAGUUGUUCCCGUGAUGACACACUCAAGGUCAUCGACCUGCGUGUCAGCAAUAUCCGCCAGGUGUUCAGGGCCGAUGGCUUCAAGUGUGGUUCUGACUGGACCAAAGCCGUGUUCAGAUGAGAAAAGCAAGACUCAGAAAAGUGGAGGGAUGAGCCUAAGGUCACAGCUAAUCUGAGGUGGCUCAAGGACUGGAUUAUGGGCCUUUUGAGCACGGCUCCAGGGCCCUUUCCCUGCCCCUCAGAGGAGCAAGCAAAGACAGCAAGGACAUUCAUGGUUUCACUUCUGUUAUGUUUCAGGAUAAAACAUUCCAAGAAAACAUUCCCAGACCAGACCUCUCAGAAAUAGACAUGGUAGAAAUACUACAUGUGUUUUCUUGGCCAGUUGGGACCAGGGGAAAAUAGUUCAGGAACAAGAUGCUCUCUGGCAUUCAUAUGAUUCUUGGCAGAUGAAGCAGUAGCAAAGCAAACACAAAGUCUAGGAGGAAACAUACUGGCUGUGUCAAGUUGUAGAUUUCAGGACAAAUUACAAUUCUGACCCUUCUAAAAUUUCUGUAAUUUGGUUGUAUUUUUGUCAUGAAAAGCCAACUUCAUAAUGAACAGAAUAAAUGCAAAGAUUUAGAGCAGCCAAAUUUUGUCAUAAGGCCACUCAGAGGGCUGGGCAGUAAUUGGUCCCAAAACCAAAAGCCGUGGCUGGGAUCCUUGGGCAGUGAGUGAACAGAGCAUCCUGGGAUGUAAUCACAGCCUAGGAGACGAGAGUUUGCUUUGUGCCAGUGGAAGGGAGAGUUCAGUGGCUUAAAUUUUCAACUGCUUGCCAUCCCGAGAAGUCUGCUCCCAAGUGUUGUGACUUUUUGUGUGAUGUUCCCACUCUGCAUCUAGAAAUUGAACUUAACCCAAAACAUGAGCAUUCUGUUUUUUUCAAAGCUGGGGAUAUGGCAGUCCAGAUUGGGACAGGUCAGACAUCAAGCAAUGGCAGGGCUAAGGUCAGAUGACAUCCUCCCACCAUGUCCCCAUGUCUGGCCAAUGGAGGAGGGCUGGAGUAAUGGGGUCAGAGAGGAAAGGGAUCUUGGUGAUGUGCUGUGAAUCUAGGGCUUGAUUGCAUCACAGUUCCUGUGACAAAGGAGGCCACAAUUUAGCUGUGACACUGGGUGGGACAAUUAGCUUAACUCUGUCCCGUGGUCAAAGACUAAGCCUCUGAUGUCAAAUGCGAGCAGCUUUCAUUGGCAGAAGGUAGAAGACCGGAAUGAUAUUUAUACAGAUGACCCUUCCCAUAUUUACGGUGAAGCACUUUCACACACAUUCCUUUCUUUGGGCCUCAUGACAACUCUUUGUCACUACAAGGCUAGAAGACUACCAAGGACCCCAGUUCUAAAGGUGAGGACACCAAAGAUGGGAGACGUGAUGUGAUGGGGAGGAAUGUUUUUUGGUGACCAUGCUACACACUAUGUUUUGGGUCUACAGCAUCGUUCUUAGGUUUCAGGAGGACAUAGGGGUGCAAAUUCCCAUGGCUGUCAAGUGGAGGAGCCAGGAUUUAAACCCAGACUCCAGAGUCCAUGUUGUCAUCUCAUAUGCUAUUGGUGGGAAUGUAAGCUGAUACAAUCUUUUUUGGAGGCCAAUUUGGCAAAAUCUAACAAAAUUAAAUAUGCACAUAUCUUUUUGACUCUCAAAUUUCACAUUUAGAAAUUUACUCAGUAUUUAUAUUGGAACAAGUUUAUAAAAGAAAUAUGUACAAAGAUGUUAGUUUUAACUUUCUAAUAGCAAAAGGCUGGAUACAACCUGUAUGUCCAUCACUAUAGGAAUGGUUAAAUUAUGAUAUAUCCAAGCAAUGGAAUACAAAGCAGCCUUCAAAACAAAUGAGGUAGACCUAAACCUAUUAUUACAUAGUCCCAGUUAUGUAAAAAAGCAAUGCGUAUAUGUAUGAGUUUUAUGCAUAGAAAAACGUCUGGUAACAUACAUACCUCACAUCCCUGGCUCCUGGAAGCCAGAGGUGCUCAGCCUUUUAACCAGGAAUCUUCUGUUCACCCCUGAGACAGAAUAAAAUAUCCUCCAACAUGAUUUGUUACUCUUCAUUGUGGAGGUUCAGGAAAGGGGCAAGGAGUCCAGAAUGCCAGCUUCCUAGAAGCCACCAGUCACAUCUUCUGAGAGACUUCAGUGACCCUCCUCGCGCUCCACCCAACAGAACUGGCACUCCCUCUGUUGUGCUCACCCAGCACAAUGCCCACUCCACCCUCCUAGCGUGUCACACAAUACUGUCCUCAUGUGUGCACCUGUCUUUUUUCCCACUGGGAAAGCACCUUGAAAGCAAAGACCAUAACUCACUUAUUUCUAUAUCUAACACCUAGGAUGUUAUACUGAGCACAUAGGUGGCAUCAGGGAAUGUUUGUCACACAGAUGGGUUAAUUCACUCCCCCCUCUCUGUAUCUGUUAUAGGAUUUCAAGGUGGGCCCAGUAGUGCCUUUAUAAGAAGCACUGUCUAUUUGGAAAAGCUUAUUUACCCAAAUGUUUUAAACUAAGGAAACAUAUAAACUUAAUUCCACAUUUUUAUUAUUCAACAUUUUAUACAUAAUAAAUACAAACUUUUUACAGCCACUGUAAAGAAAGCACAUCUGCACAGAGGUGCCCUCUGAGCCCAGCCUGUGCACGGUGACGCUAGACUACAUGUGCUGGAGGGAGGGGUUAUUUUUAAAAAGGAGGCAUAUUUUUACAACUUUGAUUUUUAAAAUAAAAUUAGCAGCUCUUCCAAAAAAUACUUUAAAAUAUAACAAAAUAUUUCAAAUAACCUCUGAGAAUGUGGAAAACCCAAACUGAAGGACAAUUUGGCUAGCUAAAGAGAAAAUCUGAGACUGGGUGGCAAGAAAGAACUGCUUGAUUUAAGCACUUUGAAGAUUUUUAACAUGUUGGCAAACUUACAUCUUAAAAAAAACCACCUUUUAAUUUCUUUUUUAAACUUAAGAAUAAGUUUGAUAAACAAAAAUAGAAAGACCUCAAAUAGAUCAACAGGUUAAGAAAUGCAAAAAACAAAUACAAAAAAAAAACCCCAAAUCACAGAGAAGAUUGAUCACUGGGUAUUGUCACUGAAGUGAUCAAAUGACUAACUGAAAAUUUCUUUAGCUAUGAUCUUACUUUGGGUCAAAAAUCCCACGGGGACGUCUGGCGAGCAUUUCAAGUCUUAGAGAUUCCUAGGAGGCAUGAAUUUUUCAAAGCAUACAUAAACAACUUUUGGAUAAAAUUCUGCAAAUUUGUUAGAUUUCUUAAAAAAUAAAAAUAAAAAAGUAACUAGCAAAUAUCCCUUCAUCCCUAUCUUCCACAGGAGGUGGAGAGCUGACAGAGUCCUACUCUGGCACACCUGUCGAGGGUUCUGACAAGCUGCUGUGCGCUCACUGGCUUGCUGAGAAAGCCACUCCUGGUUCUCCCUGUGACAUGGAGAACUUGUCUUUUCAUCAUCAAUUUGCACUUGUGCAGUAUGUGCAAUCCUUUAGUCCUUUGUCACAGGAAGCUGGUUUACUCCAUGAGCCCACAAGCCCUUCCUCCUAAGGAGGUGUCAGAUCAGUGGGACCUGGGAAGCUGCAUUUUCCAUGGUGAGUGGCAACUGGUCUGGACCAGCCACUACCUGGCUUUCUGGGCCAGAGCACUGGCUUGA